GACAUCUCAGCCCGCCUGCCUCGUUCUUUGUCAAGGCUCACCACCACCAUGGAUGACCUCACCCAAGCUCUCUCGGCCAACUUCGCCGUCUCGAAGGAGGCCAACAGCACAGCGGCCCCCCACCCACGGAUGGCCCAGUACAAGACCAAGUUCAGCGUUUUGGAGCAAAGCGAGCGACGGCGGCGCUUUCUAGAUCUGCAGAAAACGAAAAGGCUGAAUUAUGUCAACCAUGCACGCCGUCUGGCUGAUGGGGACUGGACAGGGGCAGAUAGUGAUGAGGAAGCAGUGGUUGUGGACAGAGAGGAGGAGGAACAGCAGAAGGAGAAGGAUGCAGAGGAUGAUGGGAUGGAGAUUGAGAGGAAGAAGUUGCCAAAGUACUAUGCCAACCAGCUCAUGCUGUCAGAGUGGCUAGUGGACGUUCCUCAGGAACUGGACACCGAUUGGCUCAUGGUGGUCUGUCCCGUGGGGAAGCGCUCUCUCAUCGUCGCCUCCAAGGGGUCCACUGCAGCAUACACCAAAAGUGGCUACUGUGUGAACCGCUUCCCUUCUCUGUUGCCUGGAGGGAACAGACACAACUCAGCAAUGGGAAAAGAUUACACCAUCCUGGACUGUAUCUACAGUGAGGUGGAGCGGACCUACUUCAUCCUGGAUGUCAUGUGUUGGAGGGGCCAUCCAGUGUAUGACUGUCCAACAGAGUUCCGGUUCUACUGGCUCCAGUCGAAAGUCCAGGAGACGGAUGGCAUGGCUGACAUUGCCAAGAGGAACCCUUUCAAGUUUGUGAGUCUUCAAAGCACUGCCUGCUCAACGGAAGCCAUUCAGCAAGCACUUGCAAUGGAGUACAACUUCAAUGUGGACGGACUUCUGUUUUACCACCGGCAGACCCACUACACCCCCGGCAGUACCCCUCUGGUGGGCUGGCUGCGGCCCUACAUGGUGGUCGACAUCCUGGGCAUGGAGGUCCCAGUGGGGCCCCUCACCGCCAAGCCCGAGUAUGCCGGCCACCAGCUGGCCCAGAUCCGGGAGCACAAGAAGACCUCCGACCAUGUCCGGCCAGGGGACCUGAACGGCCGCUACGAGCUGGAGCACCUAUCCACCCCCGACCAGGAAAAGGGAGAUGGCGACGCCGCCACCUCGCCCCGCAGCAGACCGCUGAAGGAAUCUCGCAUGGAGACCUCAGAGAAGAGCGCGAGUUAGCUAGCUACUGAAGGCUACAAAAAACUUCAGACUACUUUGUGGGGAGUUUUUUUGGACAGUUACAUUGCAUUUAAUGAGAGGGAGUUCAAUGAAUUAGCAAGUUAGUCACUGUGCUUCAUUUGGAGCGCCCUGAGUUCAGGCAUCGCUUGGCUCACCAGAGCUGUAUCCACAUUUUCAUUACACUGUGCUAGUUAGUGUAAUGCAGUGGAUUAGACUAUGUAAAAUGCAAGGACCCUGUUAAAGAAGACGGUUUGCCGGACAUCGAUUAAACGCAUUCCUAGAUUAAAAAACACUUUCAAUGUCAUUUUUCCAUUGAGGGACCACUGGGGCUGGGAAACUUACUUUAGUGUUGCUGAAAUAAACACGGUUCUUCUGCUCAUUUUGCCAGGCCUUGUGAAUGGACAACUAUGUCAUUGCACUUUCAGAGGUACAAUAAAUAACACAGUUGGUUACACAGGCCCUUUAGACCUAUGUUUUAAAUUGACAGCGUCUGUCGUGGUUAGAUGUGUAACAAAUGCAAAAGUGAAAGUUGAUUCAUCUGAUUCUUUUAAGUGUAUGUUUUCUGAUGUUUAUUAAAUUGUUUUCAUUGACUUUUCAA
Salmo salar (Atlantic salmon) is the source of this 1792-nucleotide messenger RNA. RefSeq names its product snurportin 1 (gene snupn). Gene Ontology annotation, molecular function: protein binding; nuclear import signal receptor activity. The record is from RefSeq and is marked provisional. NCBI's taxonomy places the organism in Eukaryota, Metazoa, Chordata, Actinopteri, Salmoniformes, Salmonidae. Gene Ontology annotation, biological process: snRNA import into nucleus; protein import into nucleus. Gene Ontology annotation, cellular component: cytoplasm; nucleus.